AUGCCACGUAGGAAGUCGCGCUUCGGGUGCCGAAACUGCAAGCUCCGGAAAAUCAAGGCGAUUCAGUGUGACGAGACCAAGCCGCGAUGUAACAAAUGCACAGAUUACAAGAUACUGUGUAAUUUUACUAUCGGUGUCCCAGACUUACAGGUAUCAGCAGACGGGAUGGCCAGUCAUCGUGGCUCGGCGAGUGUCCUCUCUCCGCCGUCAUCGCUGCCCGUCAUUUGUUCGGAUGCAUCUUACAGCUUUAGAUUGGAUUCGGACUCCUUGAUGAAGCUAGAGCAAUUUCGCUCGGACAUUAUUCAACCUUUUAGUGUGUCGCCGGCCCAAUGCAACUCAUCGGUCCCCAUUCUUACAGCACAGCACCCGUACUUGAUGCACGCCAUGCUUGCAGUUGCCACAGCUUUCAGGCGGGCACAACACGACGUCGCACGUGGGUGCCGAACACAGACGGAGAUACAUCAUACUCUUCAAUGCAUUCGCCUCUUUAAACGAAAGCUGUCACAGCUGGUCGCAGCGCCGGACCAAGACGCUCUCUGGGCCACCUCAGCGCUGCUCGGCCUCAUAGCCAUUGCAUCGUUUGAGGAGACGAAUCCUGAAGAUGCUUGGCCUGUCCGACCUGCGCAUGCUUCCGAUCUUGAGUGGAUGCGGCUAACCGUCGGGAAACGUAUCAUAUGGACCUUGACCGACCCUCUGCGCACGAACGGGUUGUUUCGAGCCAUGGCAUCUGAAUACGCAGAUAUGGAAUUUCCAAUACCUGAAAAUGGCAUAGCUGGAAUUCCAUCUUCUUUGAUAAAGGCGUGCAAUCUUACCGAGACAAGCAACAGCGAUAACAACCCGUAUUAUGCCGCAGCUCAUUUGCUCGUCUUGUUAUCGAGGCUACAAUUGCUUUCAGGCGGUAGUUUUCCGGGAAUUUAUAUGAUAGCCUUCAUAAGUCAGUCUCAGUUGCGCUUCAGAAGAUUGCUGGAAGUCAAAGACCCCGUGGGUCUGCUCCUCCUUGCGCUAUGGUAUCGGGAAGCUGGGAAGGCAUUAUGGUGGGUAAGGCAGCGAGCUGAGAUUGAAACACAAGCUAUUCGUAUAUACCUUGAGCGGUUCCAUUACAAUAGACCUGGAAUCAUCCACUUGUUGCCUUGAUAGCCGAUUGUCUGGUUAAUGUGUGUAUCGAA
Molecule: messenger RNA, 1166 nt
Organism: Trichoderma atroviride IMI 206040
Lineage: Eukaryota; Fungi; Ascomycota; Sordariomycetes; Hypocreales; Hypocreaceae
Source: RefSeq, a predicted model, not a curated record